Messenger RNA from Medioppia subpectinata, 1242 nucleotides. The record is from the annotation of a GenBank genome assembly. NCBI's taxonomy places the organism in Eukaryota, Metazoa, Arthropoda, Arachnida, Sarcoptiformes, Oppiidae.
AUCCAAACGAGUUCGUUGUCUACAGACAGCAAUCGGAGCUCAAUUUGCACCGGAGAUGACAUGAAUAGCAUAUAUUCAUCGGCAUUACUGAGGGGUCCGUUCAUAGGCUAUGCCAAAGCCAUUACCGACUGUACUCCCUGUCCAUACUAUAAGGAUGCCCUGCCAUUCAAGAGGGGGGACACCAUAUCGAUCAUAUCUAAGGACGAGUCGGGCACCUGGAUUGGUAUGGCCAACGGCCGGGUCGGGCACUUCAAGUUUGUCAAUGUCGAGGAGAUCAGACACCAUCACCCGUCCGGUGCCGUCGGCCGACCGGCCAAUACAAAGGGGAUUAAGCUCAUUAUCCCCAUCACUGUCGAGCACCAGGGCGUGGACACCGGUGCUCAUCACCACCACCACCAUCAACAUCAUCAUCAGCAUCACCAAAGACUAGGUACCAAUCACUGCAAUGAUAAUCAUAGCAACGCCAGUGUCUGCGACGGUCAUCAGUGUAAUGGAGAGUGUAAUGUGAUUAACGAUAGACUCAAAUCAGUGCUAAUGGACUCGCAGACAGCCGGUGCUGAUGGCCGGCCAUUGACUCUCGCAGACAUUAAACAGGCCAUCGGGUUAUCGGAUCUGCAUCUGAAUCUAUUAACAAUCUAUGGCUACAGUGACCCGAAACUGUUGGCCCGAGUGGUCAAUGAGGACAGGCUUAACGAGUGCGGUAUUAGCGACCGGUGCGCACAGCAUAGGCUACUGAACGCCGCCCGGCUAUUACGGCAUCACUACCACAAUCUCGUUACCAGUGAUGAUAAUCAAUCGACAAUUGGACCCCCGAGUACUAGUCAACAGCCCCUCCAACACCACAAGUAUGUGCCUAAACACCAACGACCGCGUGUGUCGGUGUCGGCCCCAACCACACCGGCCAUUACGCCCAGCAUAGACUUUACCAGCGAUGAAUUCACCCAGCUCAUCUCAAAGCUCGAGAGUGUCUCGACAUCUAGUCUCGAGAAUAGCUGUUCCUAUGAUGACCAUCACCUCAAACACCAACUGGUGAUGACCACCGGCGCUGCUGGAGGUGUUGCCGACGCUAAUAGCCGUGCGAUUAGUGCCAGAACUGCCAAAAGUGACAAAAAGAGAUGCAAUUCUGGCACUCAUUAUACAAAUAUAGAUAUCAUUGCCGCCAAUAAUGAGAGAAUAUAUGAAAAUAAUGAACAGAUAAUUAGCGCAACGCUUGAUAGACACCAUUCAAGCAGUUUAGUUUAG